Molecule: messenger RNA, 4065 nt
Organism: Cyphellophora europaea CBS 101466
Lineage: Eukaryota; Fungi; Ascomycota; Eurotiomycetes; Chaetothyriales; Cyphellophoraceae
Exons: 1
Coding region: 1-4065 (1354 amino acids)
Source: RefSeq, a predicted model, not a curated record
AUGCCGGAGGUUGGAAGGAAACAACGCUCGCCGAACUUACCGCCACGGCUGGUCCCAGAACUGCAGGCUCUUGCCAGCCACACUUCUAAGCCAUAUCAACAUGCGCCUCCGCCUUCAGUGAGCACAAUCAGCAGCCCAUCGACACGCUUCACGGAGUCGCCAGCGCCAUGGAGCGCAGGCACCGCUACGACCACGCCAGUAUCUUGGUCUUCUGCAUCCCCAGCGUUAACAUCCUCUUACGGCAUGCGGACCCCCGAGAAGAAAUCAAAAACGGUGCCAGUACCUAACCCGCCUCGGUCAAGGCUGCCGAAGCUGCCAUCAAUUCCACGACCGCCGCCACCUCCACAGUCUGGUGCUUCGGCGGUUGUGGAGAACGAGACCCGAUCAACAGAAUCUCGGGGCCCGUCCCGCAAAAAAAGCAUUCUCCACAGCCCUCCGCCAACGCCUCCACCUCGAACUUCAUCGGUCAAGAGGCCUAGCACAGGUGGACGGAGUACGAACACAAGUAUCGACGACACACUAUCCAGAGCUGCACCAUCUGGGCCGCCGACUCGACCGUCCACUGCACCCUCCUCCGCCGACCGUCACGGAAGUCCCAGAGCGCCGCAAUUGCGUCGGGAGGAUCGCAUCGAUGAUUUCUCUGCUUUCACCACCCAUGAAAAUUUGCAAGACUCCAUUCGGAAUGUGCCUACCCGCCCGAGCCGCAGUGGUACCUUCGAUCUUGGAGAUAGCAGACCUACAACUGUCAACACGCACAAAGCUGCGUUCUCGGCGCAACACCGACAGUUGCUCGAAUCAGGCUUCGAAGACGUUACGCCUCAUCGGGUAGUGGUGUCCUCCAGUACGGCACAGUCAGACACCGAGCGGGGCCUCGCUGGAGAGAAAAGGGCGCGUUCCCCAGCUCGUCUCGGCAAGUUUUCGAAACUUCGUAUCUUUGGCCAGCGAAGCAUCUCUUCCACUGAUGCCGACAAAAGCCCCAAGAAGCUUCAACGACGAGGUCCUUCCGCCGGCACCGGUCACGAAGGUUAUGGUAAAUACGCCAAGAGAGGUAGAAAGCAAUCGACCGAGCCAUCCGGAACAAGUAGUGAAAGUGAGAGAUCCCAGAGCAGCACGCGAAGGCUGCCGCUCUUCUCCCAUUCUCGCAAAGCGAGCUCCAGCUCUAGGCGGACGAGUCAAUCAGAUCUGGACGAAUUCGCGGUUCCAAGGCUGAACCCAGUCGUUUUGCGAGGAGGCUCACAGACGAGCGUGGCCACGGACAACCCAAGUUCUGAUCGCGGAUACUUGACAUCACCCGAUCUCAGAGAGACGACGCCCUCGCCAGCACCAGAUGAUCCGCCAUGCCAUUACGACCGUCGAGUACGAUCUCCUCUUAGUAAUGCAACAAAUAGCCCGGGUAGAGAUGGGCCAGUCCCUCGUCUUGCUCUGCGGCGAUCUCAACGAUUCCCCACAGGAUCAGAGCCCUUGCGACUGCCGGCUCCAAUCCGCACGGACGACCUCCAGGCGCAGCCUGGUAUCAACAGCUAUGAUACCAGCUUGUCCUCAACAAUGCCGUCUUCGGCUGCGUUAUCGUUGCCAGCAAGCGAGCAUGUGUACAUCGAUCCAGGUCUUUUGAAGGAGAAGAAAGCCCGCAGACGCUGGUGGAAUCCGUUUCGAGCACGACCGCAGGGCAUGAUCGUGCAAGAACCGAUCAUGAUGCCAUCAUCGGAGCCAGAAAUGGCUGUCAGUAUUGCUACGGGUCCUGCUCCUCGCUCAAUACCAUACUAUGCUAUGCUGGAAUCGGAAAGCGAGGGCACAGGACCUCAACAGAUUGGCGAAUACAUGUCUGAGGCUGCGAACCCAUCAUACAGUCCAUCGCCAGAAGAACAUGAGGACCGAGCAAAGGCUUCGCGUAACACAGAGUCGAUCCUUCUGCCAGCGCCUCCUAUCUGGAGCUCUGUUGACCAAUCGAUGCAGCAGGUAGAGCCGCUCGAACCCUCACCACUAGAAGCAGGACCUCGACAGCCACGACUAGCGCAGGUCGGCCGCAUCCCAAAGGUUGUCAGCAGGAGCGAAAGACAGCACAAGCCAAGUCGGCAAUCUUUCUCUCAGCCAUUCGCGAGAGGUCACCCACUACAACACCCUGCGGGAUAUAGCCACGACCCUCGUCUGUCAUGGGAGGAGCCACCCCAGCUACAGAUUCAUACCGAGACAUUGCCAAGCCGUCCGUUCUUUGAGGUUGGAAAUCCGAGUGCAAAGCCCUCAAGCGCUCCGGCUCACUCUCGUCCUGCUCAAGUCAGCUUGCCAGAGCCAUUCACCUCAGACCUAGUGAAGGUUUCGUCCAUGCACAGCUCUGAUGUGUCAACAUCGAGCUCGUCAGCGGGCAUGAUCAGUGUGAUGGGACCAGGCAUCAUUCCAACGACGUAUGAGAUGCAAGCUCAGUCCUAUAUGCCAGUGGUGCGACAGCCGUCGGUGUAUGCUGAGGAAGAUGUGUGGAAUGAGUUCGAUGACAUUAUCGAUCACGUCAUGUCGCCAUCGAGGUCCCCAGGAUCCAAGUCACCAGAGACUCAGGCUAAGCAACCGCUGCGUCCGCUCGUUGAAACAUCAAGCUGUUCUCCUCUCACAGGUCGUCCGGUUAUCAGACCUACAUCCAGGGGCAAGAUGCCUUUCCCAGAAGGUCGGAGAGCAAUGACGGACUUGCCGCUCGCAACGCGAGGCACACCACCGGUUAUCUUUCCUUUGCCUUUGCUGACGGCCGAUAAGUCGGUGAGUGAGGAGAUCAGAUUACGACGGUCGCGCAUUGUUUCAGCGUUACAUUCUUCCUACGAUCCAUCCUCGCCGUUCUCGAUGCGUGAAUUUCUCAAAGACUACAGUGAGCCACGGGACAGCAUGAGGCUCUCGGAAAGAUUGAGUGCUUCAACCGCUGCACGGUCCACACUCACAGCACCAGCGCUGGUGGAAGAACCGGAAGCGGAACGCACCCACCAGGACAACGCUAUACUGCUAGACGUUGCCGGACGAGCCAAAGACCCAGCCAAACAGUCUGAGUUGCAUUACGCCUCGUUGGAGGUGUCUCGGUGGUUGUCGUUUGGACGGGUUCUGUUCUCUCCUGCUCAGGACGAGAUCCAAACCCUGCCGGACCGCAACGUGCUUGUGAUUGACGGUCUCGGGAACGAGGACUGGUCGAUCUACUGUGCGGUAACCUACGAGGCAGUCAAGGCGGUCGUCUACGAUCUCAAGGAAACAUCGCAAUACAAGAAAUCUGGUAGCCCACAAUCGCUCGGGCACCUGCCAACAAACCAUCGCCGAGCCGAAAUCGCCACCUUUUCUGAGCGUUUUCCAUUCCAGAGCGCUUUCUUUUCGGUCAUCGUAUUACGGUUCCCACCCGCAAUGUCAGAGGCAAAGCUGAAGAACAUCAUCAGCGAGUGUCGACGCAGCCUGAUGCCCGGCGGUCACAUCGAGGUGAUGUUACUGGACUUCGAUUUUGUUAACAUGGGGGUACAGACGCGGCGGGCUGUCAGAGAGCUCAAGAUGCGUAUGGCUACUAAAGAUCCCAAUGUCAACCUCAAGCCCACGAUCGACAGCUUCCAGUCUCUUCUCGGCGGACGAGGCUUUACUGGACUCAGCCGAUGUGUGGUGGGCGUGCCAGUGGUAGGGCGUCCACCAGGAUCGACUGAUUCAUCCACCUCGUCACGGUCAAGUGGUGGUUCCUACGCACGUCGACCUGGUGACCCUACUCGUCUGACUAGCCGACACAGUCAACGAGGUCAAAAUUUCUCUCUCAGCGAGCUGGUGGCUGAUCCAUCAGAAAGCGCUGAUGCGCAGAUUGGAAGAAUGGUGUCCAAAACAGCGCGCAAUUGGUGGCAGCACUGCUACGAGGCCGGCGUAAUACCAAACGGAGACCUCUCACGCAGCAUCUUCUCGGAGAAGAAGGUGUUGCAAGAAUGCAAGAUGCGGGCAUCGAGCUUCAAACUGCUGAUCGCACACGCACAACGACCAGUCUUCGAACAACGACGACGCACCAUGAGUGAGUCGGCGGCAGCGGCGAUGGCCACCGCAGGCGCAGCACGCCGGCCGAACGCUGCUUAG